AAGCCUUGUGUGGGAGGGAAGAGCAGGAAGAUGUUUCUCCAGGGCAUUGGGGAGCUGCAGCCUGGGUAUAUUGGAGGCUCCCUCCCCUCCAGCACGUCCUCUUCUCUUCCUCAGAGCUAACCUGCAGACAGCUCUUCUUUGACAUAGGAAACUUGACUGGAUAGACAUUUUCAAUCAUGGAGCUUGUAGGCUCUACCUUGACGGCAACAUAUGCCCAUCCAAGACCAACGCCCUCAAAUUUUCUGCCGGCCAUCAGCACCAUGGCAUCGAGCUAUAAGAACAGAUUCCCUCACUAUGCCCUGACCCACAGCUUGAGCCUUCCUUGGAGACCUAGUGCCUAUUACAAAGUCGCUGCUAUCACUCCAACUUUGGCCCCCUUCUCCAAGAGUUCUCAAGGGCUCACGCCAUGCAACAUGCUCCCCUAUGUUUCCAACAGAACAGCACUCUUCACUAGGUACACUCCCGAAGACUGGUAUAGAUCUAACCUGACAAAUUUCAAGGAAUCAGAGGCAUCACGGCACAAUGCCGAGAGGUUGAGGGUGGACACUUCCCGGAUGAUUCAAGACAAGGACCAGCAGAUAAGGAAAACCCAAACAGAAUCAACAAGAAAUCUGGGAGAACGAGUCAAUGACAUCAUAUUUUGGAAAUCAGAGCUCAACCACGAGAUUGAUGGAAUGAUUGGGGAGACAAACGCUCUUUCAGAUAUGAAGAAACGACUUGAAAGAGCCAUAUUAGAAACAGAAGGGCAACUCCAGGUAGCCCAGGAAUGUCUGCUUCACCGAGAGAAGAGGAUGGGCAUUGACCUCGUUCAUGAUGAUGUGGAAAAACAACUAAUGACAGAGGUCGACGUCAUCCUAUCAUGCCAAGAGAGACUGAGAAGAUACCUGGGUAAGACAGCGGCCCAACUUGCAGCCAAUAGGGCAGCCCAGCAUGAAAUGGAGAAAGACCUGAGUGACAAGCAAGCAGCUCAACGAAUCGAUGACAAGUGCCACCAUCUCAGGAACACAUCUGAUGGCAUUUCCUUUUAUCGAGGCGUCGAGCGAGUUGAUGCCACGAUUUCUGUGCCAGAAUCCUGGGCCAAGUUUACUGAUGAUAACAUUAUGCGCUCCCAGAGCGAGCGGGCUGCCUCCGGCAAACUCAGGGAUGAUAUUGAAACGCUGCUCGUGACGACUGCCAAUGAGAUGUGGAACCAAUUUAACAGAGCUAAUGUCGCCUUUACCAACCGCAUCUCUGAAACGGCUGAUGCCAAAAACAAGAUCCAGGCCCAUCUGGCUAAGACUCUACAAGAAAUCUUUGAGACAGAGAUGACUAUAGAAGCACUUCGUAAGGCCAUCAAGGACAAAGGGUGUUCCUUGAAGGUUGCCCAAACACGUCUGGAUGAGCGCUUACGUAGACCCAACAUAGAACUCUGCCGGGACUCUGCCCAAUUACGCCUUGUGAACGAAGUGUAUGAAAUUGAUGACACCAUCCAGGACCUUCAGCAGAGGCUAAGAGAUGCAGAAGAUACGCUCCAGGCACUGGUUCACACCAAAGCCAAUCUAGAACAUGACCUAGCUGUCAAAGCAAAUACGCUCUUCAUUGACCAGGAGAAAUGCAUGGGGAUGAGGAAGACCUUCCCCAACACACUGAGGCUGGUGGGAUAUACAUAGGCUGGAGCUAACCCUCAAGACAUUGUGUGGGGGGUUGGGAAAUUAUUAAAGAAGUAUGUCUAGGGGAGGUUUGCUCUGUUGCACUUUUAUGAAAUUUUGAGGUGUUUAUUUUUGAAGAUAUGACUAUAUUUUCAUUUAUUAAAGCAUGCUCUGCACAUGAAUCUAGCUAUC
Messenger RNA from Lacerta agilis (Sand lizard), 1820 nucleotides. It is a transcript of the gene TEKT3, whose product is annotated as tektin 3. The record is from RefSeq and is a predicted model, not a curated record. Lineage: Eukaryota; Metazoa; Chordata; Lepidosauria; Squamata; Lacertidae. The transcript has 8 exons. Gene Ontology annotation, cellular component: sperm flagellum; nucleus; microtubule cytoskeleton. Gene Ontology annotation, biological process: cilium movement involved in cell motility; cilium assembly. Bases 177 to 1649 code for a protein of 490 amino acids.